AUGCCGUCUUCGUAUUUAGCUUAUCCUUCAGGUCUCUACCUUUUUGCACCGACCCUGAAUCUCCUGGGAUAUUCUUUCUUAGGUUCCGAGGUGGCGCCUCAAGGUUUUCCAGGCCGACGAGCACUUUUCUCUCCUGGGUUCGUCGCGUGGCGGCCCUUUGUUGGCUACCAAGGGACUUGGACGGUUGAGGUCUCAGGUUAUCUCCCCUGGCGUUUUCACUGUCCCCGAUCCCUUCCGGGGCACCCUGGCGGUCACCAGCAUCCUGGUUCCCAGCCAUGGCAUCUCCUGGUGGUCUCGGGGCAUCUUCCAAGAGAAGCAUAUAAUUUCUUCCUUCCAAUCGCUCGACAACGAUUGUUAGUCCUCGAACCAAGUGGGUCAGAGUGUUCAGCUAGGCCUACAUCUGUACUGAGUCAAGCUGUGGCGUGCCUGUGGGUGGAGCUUCAUCCCUCACGGGGGUUGAUUCCCCUGGUCGGGGUGAUUCCUCCCACUCCCACUGUUGGUUGGAUGCGUGCUGAUCUCCUCAGGGGUCUUCCUUGGGAUGUGGGUCCAGUUGCUCGCGUUCUGCCCUCUGCGCCCACGCCAAAAUCUGCCAAGGGUAGCCUCUCUCACGACCGACUUUAUCACGUUAUUUUGCACGAGCUGUUCUUGCAGGGCUCGACUCUGUAUAGAGUCGAUGGUCUUAUAGCUAUCGUCACCGGCGGUGCCAGCGGCAUUGGCGAGGCCACCGCUCGAAGCUUCACGACUCACGGUGCGCGGGCUAUUGUGAUUGCCGACGUCCAGGAUGAGAAGGGCCAAAACGUCACCAUUUCAAUCGGCCCCGAGCGCUGCAGCUACGUCCACUGCGACAUUACAGACGAGGAGCAAGUCAAAAUCCUAGUCGAAUCCGCCGUACGGAAGUACGGACGCCUCGACGUCAUAUUCAGCAACGCUGGCAUCCCCAGUGCCUCCGAUCAGACAGUCCUAGACCUCGACUUCUCCGCUUUCGAGAGGCUUUUGGCCAUGAACGUGCGCAGCAUGGCAGCGUGUGUGAAGCACGCGGCGCGAGCGAUGGUGGAGGGAGGGGUGAAGGGCGGGAGCGUGGUUUGCACGGUGAGCGCGGUGAUGAGAGUAGGGAUGGAGAGGUUCACGGACUACGUGAUGUCGAAGCACGCGUUUCUAGGGCUGGUGCGGUCGGCGAGCCUGCAGCUGGCGAAGCAUAGGAUUCGGGUGAAUAGCAUGUCACCGGGAGGGGUCGGGACGCCGCUGCUGCGGGCGAUGCUGGGGAUCGGGGAGGAGGUGGAGCUGGAUGAGGUGGUGGAAUGGUUUUCGCGCAUGAAGGGGACUAUGAAGGCAAAAAAUGUGGUUGAUACGGUGGUGUUUUUGGCGUCGGAGGACUCAGAGUUUAUGACGGGGCAUGAUCUGGCUGUCGAUAGUGGUAAUAUAAUGUAG
Messenger RNA from Morus notabilis, 1428 nucleotides. RefSeq names its product (-)-isopiperitenol/(-)-carveol dehydrogenase, mitochondrial-like. The record is from RefSeq and is a predicted model, not a curated record. The coding region runs from base 1 to 1428 and encodes 475 amino acids. The transcript is spliced from 3 exons. NCBI's taxonomy places the organism in Eukaryota, Viridiplantae, Streptophyta, Magnoliopsida, Rosales, Moraceae.